UUGCAUUUUAUUAGUCUUUAAAAUCAGCACAAAGUAAGUUGGUUCCAGAUCUGUUCCUUGCUCUCAUCGUGGUCCUACAACCCUACUUUGCCUCAAAAAGACCUUCCCCUCCAAUUUUUGUUUUGUAAAGGGAACGGUGUGGAUAACAAAAACCCCUUCCCUUUUAUUCACUGUAGUGCGGAUAUUAUCUUUAAAACGAUGGACACCUUUGUUCAGUUGAUAUCACCGCUCAUGCCACAGGCUCAGCCAGUGCAGCAGCAUGACGACGACGACAACAACAACAACAACAACACAUCCACGCAUGCGCAAGAACAAACUGCCAAGUCCGUUUGGAAAAACGUUCUCUUUGUGUUCACCCACGUGGACCUCAGUCAUGCCCAUGGAUACUACACCGUCAACAGUAAAUACCAUGCUCGUAAAAUCGCCUUGAAAUCGAAAAUUUCACGUGCUUUGAAGGAAAAGUACAGUGUGACGGUAGACGUGCCCAUGCUUUGGAUCAGUACCAAGCACGAGACGUGUGCUUCUUUGAAAAAAGACAGCGCCUCCACAGGCGAGUGCGAUUGUGAGUUGCGCUGCAAAUAUCACUCGGAUGCACGACGUAGGUUCUACGAACAAGUCUGGAAAAGAAGAAACGAUCCCUUCAUUAUGGCUACUUAAUGCAUCUGAUAAACCAAAAAAUGACAAAAAGACAAUGCAUAGAACCGGUGUAUUUCAUCAUCCCCCUCUCGUGUUGCUUGAUUUUCCCGUCAAAUGAUGCGUGCAUAAAAUAAUCUGCCUCUUUUUGGUACACUCCUCCAAAGUCGU
Molecule: messenger RNA, 804 nt
Organism: Mycotypha africana
Lineage: Eukaryota; Fungi; Mucoromycota; Mucoromycetes; Mucorales; Mycotyphaceae
Exons: 1
Coding region: 199-657 (152 amino acids)
Source: RefSeq, a predicted model, not a curated record